AUGGCUCCACAACCGAUUCCAUUCCCCGGCUUCACGCCGAUAUCUGAUCGGGUAUACAUUCGCGACGGCAAUGAAAAAGCCAAGCCAGUCCCAGCGGACGAGCCAACAACAAUUCUAAUCUCUGGCUGGGGCGACGGCAUGCCCAAGCACGUCACCAAAUACACUGAGGGCUACCAUGAGCUUUUCCCGUCGGCUCGCAUUAUCGUGGUUCUGUCGCGCACCCUUCAGGCAUCGAACCAGCCAGAGGAAGAAAGAAUCAAAGCCAUGAUGCCUGUCGUUGAUACUAUCUUCCCGACCCCGACGGGCAGUGGGGGCGAAGAAGAGCGCGUCCUUAUCCAUGCCAUGUCGAACACGGGCGCGAUUUUCGCCGCCGCUGCCAUCGUCGGAUAUCAGCGACGACACGGCAAGGACAAGACUUUCCCACACAAGCUAUUGGUCUGUGAUUCCACACCUGGUAGUCUGGACUUCGCCUCGCAGGUCGGGCGCUGGUCGCGGGCGAUGGCCGUCGGGACGGCGAAGUUCUUUCCCUGGCCAUUCAUCAUUACGCAGGGCUUGUGGUAUGCUUUCCUCUGGGCUAAUUGGGCCUGGGAAGUUCUGCGUGGGUCAGAGCCUUCGGGUGUUUGGGCGAAUCGAGUAAUGAAUGAUAAGUCAAUCAUUACCACCGAAGCCAACAGGCUGUACCUGUACUCCAAGGAAGAUGAGAUUAUUGGGUGGAAGGAUUUGGAGGAAAAUGUUGCGGGUGUUAAACAGUUGGGCUACUCUGUUGAAUUGGAGAUGUUUGAAGGCUCACCCCAUGUCGGACAUAUGAGAUUGCACCCCGAGCAGUAUUGGAACCGGAUUUCUGGCUGCUGGAAGCAAGCGAUGGCGCAGAAAUAA
This is a messenger RNA of Penicillium brevicompactum, 876 nucleotides long. Its product is annotated as TMEM53 family protein. Bases 1 to 876 code for a protein of 291 amino acids. The record is from RefSeq and is a predicted model, not a curated record. The transcript has a single exon. Lineage: Eukaryota; Fungi; Ascomycota; Eurotiomycetes; Eurotiales; Aspergillaceae.